Penaeus indicus is the source of this 819-nucleotide messenger RNA. Its product is annotated as synaptotagmin-15-like. Gene Ontology annotation, cellular component: exocytic vesicle; plasma membrane. The record is from RefSeq and is a predicted model, not a curated record. Lineage: Eukaryota; Metazoa; Arthropoda; Malacostraca; Decapoda; Penaeidae. Gene Ontology annotation, biological process: cellular response to calcium ion; regulation of dopamine secretion; synaptic vesicle endocytosis. The coding region runs from base 1 to 819 and encodes 272 amino acids. Gene Ontology annotation, molecular function: clathrin binding; phosphatidylserine binding; syntaxin binding. The transcript has 6 exons.
AUGCGGAUCCCCUUAAUGAGAUCGAGACUCUGCUCUUCCUGUGUCAACUACGAGAACUUUUCAUCUGUUUUCAUUACCGAUUGUAUGACGUCAAGACUAAGUGUACUCCCUGACGAGCGACGUUACCUGCAAACGAAGCAAAAGAAGAAGACUUGUAACCCUGUUUUCGAUGAGCACUUCGGGUUCCACAUCCCUCUUCGGUGCGUGAGCGAGCGCAGCCUCCGAGUGAGCGUGUUCGACGGCGGCAGACACAAGCGGCAGGCGGCCAUCGGGCACGUGAUCUACCCCCUGGCGCAGGUGCCCGCCGACUCCGCCGCCGCCGUGGCCGCCUCCAACGGCUCCACCACCAACAACAUCAUCGUCAGAGAUCUGUCCAGGGAGGACGAGUCGGUGCCCAACAAUGACCUCGGAGAAAUCCUCGUGUCCCUGACCUUCAACGACAACCUGCACCGCCUGUCCAUCACCGUGUUCCAGGCCAAGGGAAUCAAGGUAAACGACGGCGAGGUGGUGUCGUGGGUGAAGGUGUCCCUCAUGAACCAGCGUCGGGCGGUCAAGACGAAGAAAACAACUGUGGUGGCGGCGUGCGAAGAGCCUCAGUACAACGAGUCCUUUCACUUCAGACCCCCGCCCGCCCUCGAGGGGGUCCACCUCACCCUCCAGCUGUAUGUGGCGUCGAGCUCCAACUCUAAAGGUCGUCUCGUAGGUCGCGUCAUCAUCGGAUCCUUCAUGUUUGCACGAGGCCGAGCCCUGAACCACUGGAAUGAGGUCCUCUCGACGCCCAAGGAACCCAUACAGUUCUGGCACUCUCUCACGGAGUAG